Molecule: messenger RNA, 1251 nt
Organism: Polistes dominula (European paper wasp)
Lineage: Eukaryota; Metazoa; Arthropoda; Insecta; Hymenoptera; Vespidae
Gene: HSPBAP1
Product: HSPB1 associated protein 1
Source: RefSeq, a predicted model, not a curated record
AUGGAAAAAAUGAAUAUACCAAAUGAAGAAACUUUGAAAAAGGUUAUUUUUGAUUUACAAGAACCAGUAGUGUUUAAUAAUAUUUUACAAGAUGACAAUGGCAAAUUUAUAUGGAAAUUAUUACAAUGGAAUUUAUCAGAACUCGGUAACAAAUUUGGUGAUAUGAAAUUACCAUUUCGUGUUGGAUAUAAUUCAAAAUCAAUGCAUCCACAAUGGGAAAAACAAUGUCUUAUUGAAACAAUGACAUUUAAUGAAUUUUUAGAAAAAUCCAAUUCUUCUGUAAAUAAUAAUAAAUGGUAUUACUUUGAUUAUAAGUAUAUGCAUGAAUGGAUACAGGAUAAGCCUGAUUUAUUAAAUUCCUUAAAUUGGCAUAGAUUUGGUAUUGAAAAAGAUGGUCACGAUUCUACGCUUUGGAUUGGAAACAAAGGGGCACACACUAAUUGCCAUUUUGAUUCUUACGGAUGUAAUUUAGUAGCACAAAUUCAUGGCAGAAAACAAUGGAUAUUGUUGUCGCCAAAUUGUACAAAUGAACUUCAUCCUACAAGAGUACCAUAUGAAGAAUCAACGAUAUACAGCGAGUACAAUUUUUUUGCUCCGACUAUUGCAGAAGAAGAAUCGAUAUUAAAACUUUCAGGAAAAGUUAAAUCUAUUGUACUUGAAAUGGGAGAUGUUUUAUUAGUUCCAAAAGGUUGGUGGCAUUAUGUAGAAUCCUUGAAUUUGACUGUAAGCGUCAAUGUAUGGUUACCUCUACAGACGGACAAUGAAUCACGCCUUAAAGAAGCGCUUGUUCAAUUAAUUAUUAACAGAAUUGGUAAAAAAGUAUGUGACAAUCGUGAAGAAACACAUUGUUCUCUUUCUGAAAGUAUGAAAAUUUUGGAGAACUCUCUGUUAGAAUGUAAAAAGACUGAUACAGAAAAGUUGUCAGAUAGAAAAAGAUUCAAACAAAUGGUAUGGACUGCUGAGGAAUUAUCAUUAGAAUAUCCAUACUUUGUUAAAUUACUUCCUAAUUUGGAACGAUCAGAAUUACAAGAUUUAUUACAAUUGAAAAGGGAAAGAUUUUUAACGAACAUCGACGAGAUACAGGAAACAAAUAUACCUGCACCCACGACUUCUAUUAAUAAUACACAAUUAUGCUCUCAAUUAUCAAAAGACAUUGUCAAUACAUUAUGUCAUCCAGAUAUUAUUGAUAAAGUAGCAGAUUUACUUUUAAAAACUCGUUAUGGAAAUCAAUAAAAUUGUUAGUCAUAUAUA